This is a messenger RNA of Paramacrobiotus metropolitanus, 4558 nucleotides long. RefSeq lists its product as uncharacterized. The transcript is spliced from 4 exons. The record is from RefSeq and is a predicted model, not a curated record. NCBI's taxonomy places the organism in Eukaryota, Metazoa, Tardigrada, Eutardigrada, Parachela, Macrobiotidae. Bases 3766 to 4533 code for a protein of 255 amino acids.
GGGAACCGGUUGUCCGUUUACCAAAGUAACGCUGACUACUUAUUAGCGACUUAUUACUAAAGCAACGUCGUCACCUGCCGGUACGGUGUUUCCGCGACUGCCAAAACAACAAGACACCACUGCUACUUAAAACCGGAAUCAAGAUUUAACGGCUGCGUAGUUUACUGGGUUUCUGAUACAAUUUAGCUGCGAUUCACAAUGAGCCGACGGUGGCGACGAAGUGAUGAUGAUUAUGAUUAUGAUUACGAUGAUGAAGAUGAUCAUGGUGAUGAUCUGGACGAUAUUGUGCUGUGGUCUUUGAUGAUUAUCACACUUAUAAUUGUGUGCCGGGGCUUGGUUGCUGUGAUAAAAUGGUUGUUUACUCGUCGUGAGCGACCCGUGAGACUCUUCUGGGAUAUGGAAAACGCACGAUGCACGAUUCCCAAACGUGCCAGUUUUGAACAAUGUGCGAAUCACCUGCGUGGCAUCGCUUCACAACACGGAGUCGAUUUACGGGAAAAAUAUAGUAUCAAAAUUAUUUGUGGUGGAUUCGAUGGUAACAACCGCUGCUCACAAAACAAGUGCAUUCACGCUGCUAAAGUCUGCAGUUCAGAAAUCCUGGAAACCUGGAGUGCUGGGAGCACUGUUCCUACAAGAGUUGAAGGUGUUAUGAUUCAGUAUUGCUGGGAAGGAAAUAUGUGGUAUCAAAAAAAUAAGGCGGAUAAGGCAAUCCUGCAGCAACUGCACGAUUUGUUCACCCAAGACGUAAACCAGAAGAUGAAAGUCAUCAUAGUAUCAGUUGAUUACCGGUUGCGUCAGCAAGCUCGCGAAGCUGUAGUACUUUCCUCCAAGCAGAGCGUUGUUUUGCAUCCAGAGCUGUUUUCGCAGGACGGAGUUUGGCCUGAUGAAUAUUAUGAGAAGCCUUCGGAAAAGUGCAUAAUAAACUGAAUACUACAGUCAACAAAGACAGCGAAUUAUUGCCUUAGCAAAAUUGUUUGCAGCGGAUCAACAUUCACGCUCUUUCCAUACAAGUGUGAGCUGCCGCGCUUAUACCACACUUACUACAGCUUACGUUUGCCUGACAGCAUUUUUAUCCAUAAAAUUUAACAAACCAUGUAGGCGUGGGCCCUCCCGCCUUUGCUUGUUUAUGUUCUCAGUGUAACAUGCUUCAAGUUCACAAAUACGUUGAAUUAUUUAAAUCAAAGAUAGCAACUAAAGUCAAAUAUCCGGUAGCAAUUAACAAAUUAAUAAGAGCUUUCUAUCAACUGCAAUUAAUAAACGAAUAUAACGUGACGUGCGCUGCUCCAUAAUAUUUUGUCACCAAGGUCUGCGUCAAGAAGUUUGGCAUCCCGAAUCGCUGUGUUAUAGUGGAAGCCAAACGUAUCGCAUGCUUCCAACGAAACCGGUAAGAGCUGCAAUAUACCGUUGGGCCCGGUGCUAGGGAUUUUAUUCGUCGUGCCAAUGAAAGAUCAUGGAAGGCAAUCCGACGGAAUAAAAUGGUCAUAGACUGAACUUAUUAAAUUUUUGUAAGCUGUAAGUUUGUGUCCGCUUUACAAUAUAUUGUAAAGCGGACACAACCUCAGAAUUAUUUUUAUCGUCAUGUCUAGAGUUUCUCCCCUUCGCAGGGUGCAAACGUAAUGACUGCCACCAUAAAAAACCAUUAUGUUUUAUGCGGAGAAUAAACUUGACUCUAGCGUAGCCCUGAUCGACGCUCUAAUAAAGGGCAAGCUCUGCCGUAAGUUCUAGCCCGUCUUUGUUAGGGAAUGCUUGGCGUCAAAAGAACGUUCCUGCAUUUAGUAUAGCAUCUCAAAAUCUGAGCCAUUGGUCUUCGGGUUUUCGAUAUCUUCAUGCAGGAUGCAGACAGACUCGUUAAAAUAAAACCGUGCACAAGUUUAUCCGCACUGUCCGGUAAUUUUGCGAAUAGCCUUGCGGAAUGAGAAGCUUGGGUUUCACCAGGACGUUCGGGGCUGAGAAAAUCACCUUGAACCAAAAGCAGGCGCGCUUUGAGGAAUCUAUUUAGCAAGAUCAUGUGUUAUACAGCGUUACCUCGGGGUUGCCCCUGAAUGACAUAGCUAAGUCAAGGCGAACACAGUCCGCAAUAGUUUCGUCGUCCUCCACGACUACAUCGUACGUGCCGGUCGGAUCCUGCUGUCGCGGUUUAUUUCUGCAGAUAUUAUGUAAGAAUUUCAUAUACCGCUCGACCGGCACGAUGCACUGGCUGUUAUUUGCGGUGGCACGACUAAGGAUUAGGCUUCACAAUAUUUCUAUCCGUAGCGGACAGUCAUUUCCUUUCUGGAAGGUGCUGUGCUGUAGUCUCCGAUACCUCGUGAUUAUGGUCUUCCAGAUUCGGCAAGUCAGACUCCAUCAUGCCAUUCACUUUAUAUACCUUAAGGCGGAUAACCGCUUUUCAUUCGCUUUUUUUGAGUGGUGCAUGGUGAUGCUCGUCUUCGCCGGUAAUGAAUUUCGUCGAUAGGUACGAUAAGCUCCAGCUUUGUUGUGUAUCAGCCUGAUGAACUCUAUGGAAAUCAGUUGGGCAAGGGACGCGAUUUAGAUGUUUUUGCAUUGCCGCCGGGAUUAACAAAUAUCUGAUGGGUUGGCUCAGUCCAUUUUCUAAUAGCCCGAAGUUGGACAGCGUAAGACUCAUUUUGUUGUCUACUUUAAUUCCGAAUACCAUAUUGUGGCUCUAAUUACUACGGUACUGUUUACUAGAACAGAUAAGCAAAAACACCGGUCAGGACAAUUACAACCGCUGGUGCCGGCACAAUAAUAUAUUUUUAAAUUUUUAUAGAUGACUUUCCUAUUAUUUUAGUUCAAGACAUGUUAGAAAAUAAUUAUGCAGCAAUAUUACCUCAUUGAUUUUGAUAGCGCUGAAAAACUCUCGCGCCUAGUCUGAACUCAUAGCGCAAGGUACUCUCGCGCAUAACACACAUAGCGCGAAAUGCUGUCGUGUGUCCACUUCGUAUGUAGAUCGAGCCUUCGCCGCAACUUACUCUAAUCAAAGAUUCUUCCUUCCAAGACCAACCAAUUUUUGUACUCUACAAGUUGAUGUUACUUCCGGAGUUCUGGUCCCACAAGCCGUAUCACCGUAUUCUGUUUCCCCUGCAUUUAAUUAUGCAUGAUUCUGUUGCUUAAGUUCCGGGAUAUUACUGUAUUACGAUCCAUGUGACUAUAGUUUAAAAGUUAAUAUAAAAAAAUUGUUUAACACAUAAUACGCUGUACGAGGAUGCAUUGAUGGCGCCCUGCAGCCAAAAAUAUUACCAAUCAUAGUUUAAUCAUAGUGCAAAGUAAGUACUGUACAAUCGCAACUCGCAAGUAACUUUCCAGAUUGCUACAAACUUUACUGCAGUGCGUAAACUCAGCCGUAAAGCCGUAAACAAAUCUUGCUUAUCUUUUCUUUUUCCUGCUAUGCCAGCCGCCAGGCUUGUAGAGCACUCAAAAAAGUCCGUACUGCCGGCUAAAAAUACUUUGUACCUACGUAUCUAAAUUUUUCUGAUGUGACUAAACAGUCGAUAGUUACUCCCAACCGGUUCGUGCUCAUAACAGUCAAGUACCGCAUCAAGCACUGCUGUUGUUCUGAUUUCCUGCAUGCUAACACUCUGCACUUCUGAAGUAUUCCCGCUUGCCGUCGGUGUUGUACCAUGCGAACUGGAUAGUUGCGUAACUUGCAACUGCACCAACAUUGCAGUACUUGUAUAUUUGUUGUACUAUAAACGUUCAACAACGCUGAUGAUGCGCAUAUGAUUCAAAACUGCAACUUGCAAGUUAACAUAGAUAGUAACAGAUACAAUGCAAUCCCACGCCAUCAUGGCGAACCACGAAUUCAACGCCAACUGCACGCGAUGUCAGCACAAUAAAAUGCCGUGCUACAUGCACCUGCUAAAGGAUAUCAGCGAUCCACAGGAGCGAAUUGCGCUCCUGUAUGCCGCGACCACCGCGGGUAAUGUGUCGGCCUACAUGGAGAUUACGCGACCGGAAUACUGGGAGAGUCCGUUUAAUUCCCCCGUCUAUCAACGGAUAAUCCAACGGAAACGCUCUAUAUUCAAAAACGGCCGACGAGAAGGCUGGGAGAAUCCUCUGCCAUUACCCGCCACGUCUGAUCACUUAGAUCACACGACCGGUAUCCCUGUGCUGACGGACUCCGUAUUCGGAAUCAAUCCAUCGGAAUUUGCAGCCAGUAUGUUCCGGCAUGCGGUCCAGCAGAAAGAAGAAAUGAAGGAAGAGAUUGAAAAUCUGCAGAUCAAAAAUCAGCCGGCUACGUCUAAGGGUGAUGAGUACGACGUAGUUAAUUUGAAGGAAGAUGCGGAGAUGGACAACGGUGCGCCCACGGGUGAACAAGAGACGGAGCUAAACUUACUGAAAAGAACAGUGGCCGAACUUGGUGUCGAAAAAGAAAGAAUCAAGGAAGGUUUGAGUGGACAAUUACAAAUUAGGAUGGCGGAACUGAACAUGUACAAGGAACGGGAGUACACUAUGGACCUUAAAAGAAAUCUCCAGCGAGCCGAGAGUGAGCACCGUGCGGCAGUUGAAAAGCUUGAGGUGAAAUGCCGGCAGUAAUGUUAUUGCAUUUUGAAUUGCAACU